Molecule: messenger RNA, 2325 nt
Organism: Melanotaenia boesemani (Boeseman's rainbowfish)
Lineage: Eukaryota; Metazoa; Chordata; Actinopteri; Atheriniformes; Melanotaeniidae
Gene: sdf4
Product: stromal cell derived factor 4
Exons: 7
Coding region: 233-1306 (357 amino acids)
Biological process (GO): calcium-ion regulated exocytosis
Cellular component (GO): endoplasmic reticulum
Molecular function (GO): calcium ion binding
Source: RefSeq, a predicted model, not a curated record
CUGAUCAGAGCAGUGUUUGCGGCUAACCAACCACCAGUUCAGUUGCUAGUCUUAAAGAAUUAACAGCAACUGAGUCAUUGACGCGUAUUCCGUUGCUCGUUUGUGUUUUUCCUGUGUUGUUUUAGAAUAAGUCGUCUUUCGUGUUGAAGAGGGGGGUGUUGUGGUGGAGCCACGUGUACAGGAACUGGAGUUUGACAGCUUGCCUGACUUCUUGGAACCACUGCAGGCGAUCAUGGCUGUUUGGAGAAAACUGUGGCGUAGAAACCUCCUGGCAGCCUCUCUGCUUGUUUACGUCCUGCUCCACGCCGCGGACGUUCACGCACGGCCAGCCAACAUGUCAGCCUCUAAGGACAAGGCUCCAGCUCCCAAGGAUGAGAAUGAGAUUCUUCCUCCAGACCAUCUGAACGGGGUGAAGAUGGAGAGGGACGGCCACCUCAACAAGGACUUUCAUCAGGAGGUUUUUCUGGGGAAGGACAUGGAGGAGUUUGACGAGGAUUCAGAGCCGAGGAGGAACAGAAAGAAGCUGAUUGAAAUUUUUACUAAAGUCGACUUCAACAAGGACCGGAGCGUGAGCGCUAAAGAGAUGCAGCGCUGGAUUAUGGAGAAGACUGAGGAGCACUUCCAGGAGGCCAUGAUGGAGAACAAGAACAGUUUUCGCGCUGUUGAUCCCGACGGAGACGGUCAUGUGACGUGGGAUGAAUACAGAGUCAAAUUUCUGGCCAGCAAAGGUUUCAAUGAAAAAGAGAUUGCAGAGAGAAUAAAGAACAACGAAGAUCUGAAACUGGAUGAAGAAACUCAGGAGGUGUUGGAAAGCUUGAAGGACCGCUGGUUUCAGGCUGACAACCCGCCACCUGACCAGCUGCUAAACGAGCAAGAGUUCCUGUCCUUCCUCCAUCCUGAGCACAGUAGAGGCAUGCUCAAAUACAUGGUCAAGGAGAUUGUCCGAGACUUAGACCAGGAUGGAGAUAAGAAACUGACUCUGUCUGAGUUCAUCUCCCUACCCGUGGGAACCGUGGAGAACCAGCAAGCUCAGGACAUCGACGACGACUGGGUCCGAGAGAGGAAGAAGGAGUUUGAGGAUGUCAUCGAUGAAAACCGCGAUGGCAUCGUAACCAUGGAGGAGCUGGAGGAGUACAUGGACCCGAUGAACGAGCACAACGCUUUGAACGAGGCCAAGCAGAUGAUCGCCGUCGCCGACGAGAACCAGAAUCGUCAUUUGGAGCUAGAAGAGAUUCUCAGGUACAGCGAAUACUUCACAGGCAGCAAGCUCAUGGAUUACGCCAGAAACGUCCAUGAGGAGUUCUAAAGAGCUGAUUCUUCCUCUCACUUCGCCCCCAAUCAAACAUCUGCUUCAGGGACAAGCCUCGGUAGGCUGAAGCCACUUAGUGAUGGGAUUCUGAUUAAAAGCAUUAACAGUCUCUUUCAUUGCUGCCUCCAGUUAUUUGACCCCCUCUUUAAACUCUGGACCAUCAAAGUUAACAAAGUCUGCCUUCUGUGUGCCACUGGACUGUUUCAACUAGAAAAUUUUGAAGCGAUGCACCAGCUCUAAACUUAUGUUGUGAAAUGUGUGUAUAUGAAGAGUUUUAACCCUAGAUGAGGUGCUGUUUAGCCCGCGCGUCUGUAUACAGUGUAAAUAUUCACAUUUGUCACAUAAUGCUGCCUCUGUAAGCAAGAAAGUCUGAGAAAUAAAAUGCUGCUGAGAGGUGCAACACAGAGGUACGCCAUCAUUAAAAGAUUAAUUCUUCUAUUUCAGUGUGUACAACUGUUUUCCAUUAUAUCUAGUAAUGUGCUGUCCUUCUGAUCUUACAAACAGGGUUUUGAUUGUAAGAAAAAAAUAUCUAAAUAUUCUAAAAAUUGUAUUAGAAAUCUCAUAUAACACAUUUUCAGAAGUUUAAUAAAUAAAUUGCACAAAUCAAAGAUUUAUUUAUGAGAAACUGUGUGUGAUAUGAUCAAGUAAAGGAAAAGCAUGUAAGUCAUUUUUAACAGGACCAGUUUUACAGGUGCUUUAGGUCUAAACAUCUUUAUUCUUCACUACAUCAGUCUUGUGCCUGUUUUCAUUCAUGUGGAUGAAAAAGACCCAUUUACUUUUAAAUCUUAGCGCACCCUUGCAGUGGUUACUCGUCACCAUAUCAGUUAAAAUUCUCCUCCAGUACUUUAAAUGCAUGGACAAACAUUUGAGUUGCAUUCUUCGAUCUUGCUGCAGUUUUUGGAGUGUUUUUGGAUCCUGCUGCUGAUUCUGGUGUCGACAGUCCAAUUGUAAAAUAAGAUUUGACUUUUUAAAAUGUGUGACAAAUAUACAAGUAAAUAAUAAACAUUUUUAUCAGG